This is a messenger RNA of Brachypodium distachyon (stiff brome), 6498 nucleotides long. Its product is annotated as DNA topoisomerase 1 beta. Gene Ontology annotation, molecular function: DNA topoisomerase type I (single strand cut, ATP-independent) activity; DNA binding. Gene Ontology annotation, biological process: chromosome segregation; DNA replication; DNA topological change. NCBI's taxonomy places the organism in Eukaryota, Viridiplantae, Streptophyta, Magnoliopsida, Poales, Poaceae. The transcript is spliced from 16 exons. The coding region runs from base 3730 to 6153 and encodes 807 amino acids. Gene Ontology annotation, cellular component: nucleolus; chromosome. The record is from RefSeq and is a predicted model, not a curated record.
UUUCUUUCCCCAUUUUCCUUUCCUCCUUCCUAUUUGCUCCACCUCCUACCUCCCUGCCGGCAGCCGCGUUUCCCAGGAUCCCGUUCGCGCCUCUCUGCGCUGCUUCUGCUCGUCCUCCCGCUCCUGUACCUCCUCGUGCCCCCACCAACACCCCCCCCUUUGCGCCACACCCCAACCCCACCGAGGCCUCCUCCAUGGUCGUCUGCGUGCCGCUAGACCUCCACCCACUGCCCGGUGAAGUCAGGUGGUCCUUCCUCCUCGUCGCCUCCGCCACCGACGCUGCCUCCUGCUGCUCUGCCUCUGGAUCCAUCCCCCAACACGUGCCUUCCUCUUCCCUGACCCGCCCCCGCCACCAUGGCCUCCCUCCUCCCGGGUAGAUAUCUAGUAUGAGGGUUCCAGCCAUCGUGUCCACAGGAGGUGGCUCAAAUUGAUCUUUAAUUUAUUUUCCCUAUGAGUAUAUUGUUAUUAGCACUCCAGUUAUUAGGAUUGAAUUGAUUUUGAAGAAUUAGCAUGAGAAAUAUAAGGAACUGAUGAUUUUGUGUGUCACCAGGAGCCCUGUUUUCUGCAUAGCUUUGAGCUUGUCCAAACAACUUGCGGACACUAUGCACUCCUUUAAUUAUCGCUACAGAUUGUCCAGGUUUGGUUGCUGCACAUUUGGUUAAUUACUACACCUUUAGUUCAAUUAUGUUUGUUUGUACAGAAUUGCUGUAAAAAUACCAUAUGAAACUUGCCUCAUAAAUUGUGUCACCUCUGGUCUUCUUGUGAAGAACCAGUUCAUGCAUCAAUUCUUAUAUCUGUAAGAAAAUGUCAGAAUACGGAGACAAAAAAAAUCUGGAACCAAUGACUUGGUACUUUAUGCAAGGCAUUACUCUGAGAUUAAAUAUAUGGAUGCCAGAAUGUAGCCCUUGUAUUCACAUGUUUUGACUUGUUUACUACUCAUCUACUCCUAUUAAUGGCUCGACAUCUUUUAUUUGAAGUGGAACUGAUCACAAGUUUCGGGGCCUCUGUUAUUAUAAACGAUCUUUGAUUUCUACGCUAUAACAGUUACAUUGACUAAAUAGUGCCUUGCUUUUUUCCAUCGUUUGCCUAGGCAGGUCAUGGGGGAGUGCUAGAGGUACCAAAAUGUCACGUGAAAUACUGAACCAGUUGCAUCAGUCAUAACAACAGUUGGGGAAAGAACAUUUGGCUGCUUUAGGUGGUUCCCUCCAAAGCCACAGCCUGGAAUCAUAAAGGAAGGGCAACCAGCGUGCUUUUCAAAAACCUCAGUCCAUCUAUAUGAGGCUUCCUUGAUAGCUGGGUAAGCGUAGCAGCUGGAUGCAUUAAAAUAACUGCAGCCCAAGUGAGCGAGGCUGCAUGCUAUAUAGCCCAAACGAGUAAAAGCUAGCUGUUGAGCCCACGAAGUGACGCAUAAAAAAUGAAGCUGACCAUCAGCCGGCUGCGCACCUUGGUAUGUGUGAGAAAGCAAAAACGCCUCGUGUAUAGACGGAGGGAGUAAGAGGUUCCUGCUUCGGCAUUGGCUGGCUGGCCAACCUUAGGUUGCUUUAGUCAAGGUUUUAAUUUACUUUAGAGGAGCUUUCAAUUUUUUCUUAGUUCUUUUGAGAUGAAUUUUCAAUUUCUAAGGAGGAGCUUUCAAUUUUCUUAAGACGAGUUAUUGUUUUAUUUUUGUCAUGAGCUUUUAGUUUUUAAGGACUGACUUCAAUUUCCUUUGGCCAAGCUUUUAAAAAAUUGAUUUCGUCCGAGACAAGCUUUAGUUUUUAACGUUCUAACGAUGAGCUUCUAGCAUUUUAACAAUCAGCUUUAAGGAUCCCAUGAUGAGCUUCCAACGAACUGCAUCAUGUGCUUUUAAUUUUUCCAAAAUUCCUUGAGACAUGCUUUCAAUUAUUAUUUUCCAAGUUCAUGAUGAGCUUUUAACUAUCGCAUCGUGAGCUCUCGACGAUCUUGUCAUGAGCUUUUAAUGAUUUAAUCAUGAGAUUUUAAUGAUCUCUCAUGAGCUUUUAAUUUUUCCCAAAACCAUUCAACUUUUUAAAUUUCUAACGAUGAGCUUAUAGCAUUCUAACAAUGAGCUUUUAAGGAUCCCAUGAUGAGCUUUUAAUGAACGCAUCAAGUGCAUUUAAUUUUUUCUAAAAUUCUUGAGACGUGCAAGCUUUCAAUUAUUUUUCUAAGCGCAUUUUUUGUAGUCCGUUCUAUAUGAGCUUUUAACGAUCCCACAACGAGCUUUUUAGCGGUCCCAUGCUGAGCUUGUUAACGAUCCCACAACGAGCUUUUUAGCGGUCCCAUCAUGUAAUUUGAUUUUAUUUUUAAAAAAUCCUUGAGCUUCUUAACAUUAUAAUAAUGAUCAACUUUUUAAUAAUCUUAUGAUGAGCUUGUAAUGAUCCCAAAACAAGCUUUUAACAAUCCCAAAACAAGCUUUUUAACGAUCCCAUCAUCUACUUUUAGCAUUCUAAUCAUGAGCUUUUAAGGAUCUCAUGAUGAGCUUUUAACGAAUGCUUGAUGUGCUUUUAAUUUUUUUCAAAAAAUUUUGAGAUCUGCUUUCAAUUCUUUCUUCUAGGUUCAUUUUUUUUUCUAAUCUGUUUUCUAGAUGAGGUUUUUAAUGAACCCAUGGCGAUACAAUCUUAAAUUUCAUAUAACUAAUGAGCUCUUUAGUUUUUCAUGCAAUCUGUUUGUUUAUUGUUCUCGGCCUUUCAAUAAGUUUUCGAUACAAGCUUUCAAAAUUUUGAAGGUUCAGCUUUUCAUAUUUUGUGCAAGAGGAUGGAUAGAGAGUCUGGUAGUUAUAAUUUUUCUCUCAUAUGAGCUUUUAGAUUAUUUAUACGAGCUUUUUAGAUUUUUUGUCCUGCAAUUCCAAUAAAUUGUUCUUAGUAGCUCUAAAAAGCUUUUUUUUCUUCUAGGUGGUGCCCGUUGGCAUCAGAUAAGGUUUAAAUUGUUUCGAAAGGAGGAUUGUAAUCGACUUUUUCGAUAUGAGAUCCGAGAUUUAUUGACACAAGCUCGCUUUUCGCAGACUUUUCAUAGAACUAAAAUUUAGAAAUUAUGGGUAAUGAUUAGAAAAGUUUGAAUAUCUAGGUCAUAACAGGCAAAUCUACUAAAAUUUGAAAGUUUUAUGUCAGGAUUUUAAAAGUUUGAAUAUCUGUCAGCAGGAACGACAUAAAAAUUGGCAUUAAAAACUUUUUAUGUGAUUUUUAAAAUCUCGAUAUGAUUUGAAAGUGUCUAUCCCCACAUGCUUGAUACCUGAAAACCACCCUCCUAGAAAGGGAAAAGACAAAAAAAAACACAACAACAGCACUUUUCCGUACACAAAAAAGAGCCAAAAUGGGAAAAUAGGAAAAGACCAAAGCGGGCUUGCAGUCGUUGGGCUGUAGCACCAGGCCCAGCACACGGACGAGGCUUAGCACGAGCAUGGAACCAGGCCGAGCACGGGACGGAAUAAAAAAGGGAAAAGACGAAUCGGGAAUUGAUCGAGGAAGCAGGAACGGAGGACGAGCGUAGGGAGCGCGGCCCGGGACGAUCGUGGCGCGCGAACGGGAAACCUGGUCGGAAUCGUCCGCCAGAAUCGGUCCUAGCGGAGAUCCGCCAAUUAGCUGCGCCCCGGGCUUCCAAGCGCGCGAUCGACCGACUAUAAUAGUAGACCAUACGGACCGCGCAGCGAUCGAGCGGUAAUCCUAGCUUCCGGCCGGCGACGCCCUAACUCCCAAACGGCGGCCGGCGGCGCAUCGACCUAGCAACAGCAAGGUCCAUAUGGCGCCUACGGUCUGUCUGUCUGACGGUGAUGAUGAAGACGGUCCAAUUUCCUUCAAGAGGUCACGCACCACCCCCUCUAAGCAGCACCAAGGCUCAUCAGCAAAUGCGUCAAAUCCUCGGCCUCUGGGCUCUGGUGGUGAUCAGCCAAACGGUAAAUUGAUGAAAAGACCUCGUUCCGUGGAAGAUGGUGGCGACUCCGAUGGUACCGAUUCGGAUGAUAAGAAACCACUCCCCAAACUGAAGAGAAUCGAUAGAGAAGCAGGUGCCAAGGAAGAAAGAGUUGAUGAUCAUAACGAGCCUGCAGUGACCGCUCAGACGAUCGAAUCUGCAAACUUGGCUUCUGACAAUACCGUUUUGCUCAGGACUGCAUCAGUUAAAUCCGAGCAAGAAGACGAUUCGGAAGAUGAGAAGCCACUGGCCAUGAGGACGACGCGGUUGACCAGUAAUGCGAGCAGUACUUCCAGAAAUUCAAUCAAAAGGCGGCCAGGUGAUAGCAACACUGGAACAAGUUCACCCCUUAAGAAGGCAAAGCAUUCUGCCAUAGAAAGAGAACCCAAGGCUGCUGAUGCCCAUGACAACAAAAUACCUCUCGCACCACGACUGACAUCAGUCAAGCCUUCGAAGACAAAGCCCCCCGCAAAGAAUGCCACGAAGAACAAGAAGAAGAGUCCUUCGUCUUUUACCAAGGAUAGCCAGAAAGGAGUGGAAAUGAAAGCGAAGAAAACAGUGAGAAAUUCCCGGCUCUCAAAGGCGAUGAAGGUCCGUCAAGGUUCCGGCAGUGGAAAGAAAUGGUCCACUUUGGAGCACAAUGGCGUUAUGUUCCCCCCUCCGUACAUGCCUCAUGGUGUCAAAAUGCUUUACAAUGGGCAACCUGUUGAUCUGACUCCAGAACAGGAGGAGGUUGCAACCAUGUUUGCUGUGAUGCGAGACACAGAGUAUGCAUCCAAGGAAACAUUUAUCAACAACUUUUUCACCGACUGGAGAAAAAUUCUUGGUAAAACCCAUAUCAUCAAAAAGUUCGAGCUUUGUGAUUUCACAACGAUUUAUGAAUGGCACCUGCGAGAGAAGGAGAAUAAAAAACAGAUGACAACAGAGGAGAAGAAAGCGUUGAGGGAUGAGAAAGGGAAGCGAGAGGAGAAGUAUCUGUGGGCUAUCGUAGAUGGUGUUAAAGAGAAGGUUGGCAAUUUCAGAGUAGAACCACCUGGCUUAUUCAGGGGACGUGGAGAGCAUCCAAAGAUGGGAAGACUGAAGCGACGCAUCCGACCAAAUGAUAUUACAAUAAACAUUGGAAAAGGGACUCCAGUCCCUGUGUGUCCUAUACCUGGAGAAAGCUGGAAGGAAGUUAAACAUGACAAUACUGUCACAUGGUUGGCAUUUUGGAAUGAUCCAAUAAACCAGAAAGACUUCAAGUAUGUUUUCCUGGCAGCAAGCAGCUCACUAAAGGGACAAAGUGACAAGGAGAAAUAUGAAAAGGCUCGAAAAUUGAAGGAUCACAUAGACAAUAUUCGCGUAAAUUACACGAAGGAUUUCAGGAGCAAAGAUCAAGUGAAGAAACAAAUUGCAGUGGCAACAUACCUUGUAGAUAAACUAGCCCUUAGGGCGGGCAAUGAAAAGGAUGAAGAUGAGGCUGAUACUGUUGGUUGUUGUACACUCAAGGUUGAAAAUGUUACUUGUCUGCCUCCAAACAAGCUGCAGUUUGACUUCCUUGGUAAAGAUUCUAUAAGAUACUUGAACACUGUAGAGGUUGAACUACCUGUAUAUGAGGCGGUUAAGGAAUUCUGUGCUGGAAAAAAUAAGGGAGAUAAUGUCUUUGCUGAGAUUGAUACAAUUAAGCUAAAUGCUCAUCUGAAGGAAUUAAUGCCAGGCCUUACCGCAAAAGUGUUCCGUACAUACAAUGCUUCCGUCACUUUAGACGCCAUGUUGAACAAAGAAACAGAAGAUGGAACCCUUCUUCAAAAAAUUAGUAUCUAUAAACGCGCAAACAAAGAGGUUGCUAUAAUCUGUAACCAUCAGCGUGCGGUCUCAAAAUCACAUGAUUCCCAGAUGGCUAAGUUGAAUGAAAAGAUCGACGAAUUAAAGGUUCAGAGGGAUGGGCUGAAAGCAGAGUUAGAGAAAGCGAAGAAAGGAAAGCGUCCAGGCGAUGAUAAAGAUGGGAGCCGAAAGAAAAAAUUAACCCCUGAAAUGUUGGAGAAUAAGAUCUCUGGGAUUGAAGCCAAAAUAGAGGGAAUGGUUAUCACUAAGAAUAACACAGAGGAAUCCAAGACAGUGGCACUAGGAACAUCAAAGAUCAACUACCUCGAUCCUAGAAUUACCGUGGCGUGGUGCAAAACCCAUGAGAUCCCUAUUAACAAGAUUUUCAGCAAGACGAUUCUCGAGAAAUUUGGAUGGGCGAUGGAUGUCGGCCCGGGUUUCAGAUUCUAAUGCCGGGCGGCCUGCUCAGUCAGUAAAUUAGAUCCAUCUUCCAACCCUCUUCUCCAAGACACUAAAAUCGGCAGCCGCAGCUAGGAAAUAAGAGCUAGUUCGGUGUAUUUUUUCUGUCUCUUUUCAGUCAGGCCCUCUUUUUUCUUCGUCCUCAUCUUCUUCUUCUGUACUUGCCAUGUUUCGAUUUUGCCUUGUUGUGUAUGCACCUUGGUCUUUAGGUCGCAUUGGACAGUUAACUUGUAAAGGAUUAACUACUAACUGUAGAAGUGCUUACUUCAACCUUUUGUACGUUCUGUUUACAAAAAAGAGCUUAUACAUUGAAAUUUGAAAGUUUGUUGAAAGAAA